GGCGCUGACACGCCACUUAUUCGAGAUUGCGCGAAUAUUCGUCUCUCGUCUGGUCGUCGGCUCGCACUCGCUGUAAGCAUGAACGGCAUCGCUCUUGGUGUCUUCGUCGCGACUCUGAGCGCGGCGGCGGCACAGGUCCGAAACAUCUCGUUCAAGAAUUGCGGUGGAACCGUGAAGUCCGUCCUCAUAGAGCCCUGCUCGUCAGAACCGUGUGCGAUAAAGCGAGGGGAUACAGCAAGGAUCAACAUGGCAUUUACUUCAAAUCAACAUUCUCCUACCUUAAUGGUGGGCAUCAGCGCUGUUCUUGAAGAUGAUCUUGAGCUCCGUCUACCCACCACGGAUAAAGAUGGCUGCCGCAGAAGAGGUAUUCAGUGCCCCAUACAGCAGGGCUCCGAUUACACAUUCAACUAUGAUCUGGAAGUGAAGCCUAUUUACCCAAAGCUGAACACAACAGCCAAGCUCAAGCUUACCGGAACAAGGGGGACAGUUGCAUGCGUCUUGUUCCCUGUCAGACUGGUCUGAUUGAACAGAUGCAAAGGAACACUUCC
This is a messenger RNA of Rhipicephalus sanguineus (brown dog tick), 548 nucleotides long. Its product is annotated as mite group 2 allergen Tyr p 2. Gene Ontology annotation, molecular function: sterol binding. Gene Ontology annotation, biological process: sterol transport. The record is from RefSeq and is a predicted model, not a curated record. The coding region runs from base 79 to 522 and encodes 147 amino acids. Lineage: Eukaryota; Metazoa; Arthropoda; Arachnida; Ixodida; Ixodidae. The transcript has 4 exons.